CUGCAAACAGGAAACACUUCAAGGCGGCACGCGUGUUAUCAUGGCGGGCGGCAAUGCAAAGAAGAUGGUAGGUGCAGCAAGGGAUUCCAGCAGUAGCAGUGACGACGAAGAGGAGCUGAAAAGAUGUGAAGAAGCUGUUUGGGAUUCACGAAAAAGUGGGACCAGUGGAAAUGGCAAUACAAAACAGUCAAAACGUGUUAUAGUUGUUGACCAUGAACAUGAUGGCAACGAGCUGCAGGUCACUCAGGGGUUUCAAACUCAUGUUGCCAAAAAGCUGGGACAACUUCUUGACAGUCGCUUUACAGAAAUUGAAACUGACAUCUCAAACUGUAAAACACCAGCACAGUGUGAAGAUGAAGGAUUUCUUUUGUUCUCUACAUCUGUGCCAGGACAGGCAGCAGAUGAUCCCCCUCCUGCUGUACGACGACGGCCUAUACCUAGCUCAAGCGACAGCGACAGCGAGAUGGACACAAGGCUGAAGGAAGCAGCUGUUUCGUUGAAAGAUCUUUUACCCUCAUCGUCACUCGUUGCCUUACCAACACCAAAAGCAAUUCCCCAUUCAGAAAAGAAAGAAUCAUCUGAGACAGAAGUGGCCAAUGUUGCUAAGAAGAAGAAAAAGAAAAAGAGGAAGCAGGCAGAAGAUACAGAGAGCAAGCAUGUGGACUGUGAAGAAUCGCCUUGCGCUAAAAACAAUGGUGACCAUGCAGCUUUAAAGCAGGAACAUCACAAAGUCAAACGGAAAAAGAAAAUGUCGAAGUGUGAUGAAUGAGAAUGGAAUGUAAAGCCCAGUGACUGGAUAAAAACACAUUGAAGAAACUGCUCCUAUGUUUACAAUCAUAUACAACGUACACAUGUAAAUUCACGCUCUUUAAUACUAUUGUUCUUGAUAUGUCACAAAAGAUGUACAAAGUAUGUACACAUUUGAAAUGAACAUACAAUUUCCCCAGAUUAUAAAAAAGUAAAUAAAAUACUUUAUAAUUUGGUGAUUUUCUGUGUGAAAAGCUAAUAUUUUCCAUCACGAAUACCUGUUCAUAUUCUACUGUUUAAAACCCUCAAACCUUUUGUUGUCCUUUCAUCAGAACUUGUUAAAUUUGAUUCAGAGGCAACAUUCCUUUCCAAAAAAGCUUCUUGGUCACAUUGGUGUUGCAGAGGCAUUGCUGGGUCGCAGCACUACUGUGCUGUAGAGACCAUUUGUGCAGGAAUGUAAGAGCUAAUGUCUGUCGGUGAAGUUGACAAGAGAUGAGACGGGUGGUUGUCUGUUGUCUGGGAGGCAGGAUAGAGCUCUGGGCUCUGGCUUGAUGCUGUUGACAAACCAUUACAUUUAUCUGGGAUGCAGUUCUAUACAGCAAAGAAUCACAAUAAUAAUGGCAGAAAGACUACACACAAUGAUUUAUGUGAUUUUAGACAGGCCUGUACAAGCCCAAGAUAACUUUUACUAAAACCAAUAAGAGCGAGCUGUAACAUGAAUGGACACUGUAGAGCUGAUUAACAUUGGAAAAAACAGACAUUGCGACUUUUGGGGUGGGGUUGCGAUAUACUGUGAUACAACACCUAGAAGACUUCACAAGAUGACUUGAAUAGCUCUGUUUGGGAAGGCUUUGGUUGACUCACUCCGACCACAUUGUAUUCAUUAGAGAUGACCUGAUCCCAUCACGUGAUCGUAAAUAGGGCUGAUCGCUCCAUUUUUCAGAGGAUUGGAAUCAGGAGAAAAGGAUUGGGUUUUUAAUUUUAAAAUAUAUUUGUUUUUUGCUUCAUGCUCGUACAGCCUCUCACCCUCCCUCCUGCUAAGCAGAGCCACCAAACAGUUUUUCUUGGUCAUCAGCGCAGCUGGUGUUUGGUACUUAAAGUUAACGAUGAUUGACAGGUUUAUAGCUUUGAUUGGGCCAGUUCGGUAGUGUUAGGUUUUGUAUUUGUUUUCUCCUAGUGUAACUUGUCCCUGUGAUUGCCCAUUGAUUUCACCUGAUGUGCCUUCUCCUAGCCCAGUACUUCUCAAAUGGUGGGGCGCGCCCCCCCAGGGG
Corythoichthys intestinalis (scribbled pipefish) is the source of this 2018-nucleotide messenger RNA. It is a transcript of the gene c3h12orf43, whose product is annotated as chromosome 3 C12orf43 homolog. The transcript has 6 exons. NCBI's taxonomy places the organism in Eukaryota, Metazoa, Chordata, Actinopteri, Syngnathiformes, Syngnathidae. Bases 41 to 769 code for a protein of 242 amino acids. The record is from RefSeq and is a predicted model, not a curated record. Gene Ontology annotation, biological process: Wnt signaling pathway; Spemann organizer formation; negative regulation of Wnt signaling pathway.